Molecule: messenger RNA, 1388 nt
Organism: Nanorana parkeri
Lineage: Eukaryota; Metazoa; Chordata; Amphibia; Anura; Dicroglossidae
Gene: LHX6
Product: LIM homeobox 6
Exons: 9
Coding region: 54-1154 (366 amino acids)
Biological process (GO): neuron differentiation; forebrain neuron development; regulation of transcription by RNA polymerase II
Cellular component (GO): nucleus
Molecular function (GO): RNA polymerase II transcription regulatory region sequence-specific DNA binding; DNA-binding transcription factor activity, RNA polymerase II-specific
Source: RefSeq, a predicted model, not a curated record
UGGACCCAGCUGCUUCAUAGCCCCCCUGCUAGCCCUGGCACUGCCCUGACUCCAUGUAUUGGAAAAAUGAAAACGUUGCCCCUCACCCAGAGGGCAACAGCCUGGACCCCGAAUUGGACUCUGCAGGGAAGUCCCAGUCGGAUGAUGAGAACCUCCCAUGUAACCUGGAAAAAGAGGACCACUCCUCCCCCAGCCCUCCGUCCACCCCAUCCGUGUGCUCCCCACCAUCUUCCUCAUCCUCCUCCGCACCUUCGGACGGGAAGAACAUCUGCUCCAGCUGCGGCCUGGAAAUCCUUGACAGAUACCUGCUCAAGGUAAACAACUUAAUUUGGCAUGUGAGGUGCCUGGAGUGCUCGGUGUGCAGGACGUCUCUGAGACAACACAACAGCUGCUAUAUCAAAAACAAGGAGAUAUUCUGUAAAAUUGAUUAUUUCAGCCGCUUUGGUACCAAGUGCGCCCGGUGCGGUAGACAGAUCUAUGCCAGUGAUUGGGUGCGGAGAGCUCGGGGGAACGCCUACCACCUAGCGUGCUUUGCAUGUUACUCCUGCAAGAGGCAGCUGUCCACGGGGGAGGAGUUCGGCCUGGUGGAGGAGAAGGUCCUAUGCCGAAUCCACUAUGACACCAUGAUAGAGAACCUCAAGAGGGCGGCAGAAAACGGCAAUGGUAUUACAUUGGAGGGGGCCGUGCCAUCAGAACAGGACAGCCAGCCAAAACCAGCAAAAAGAGCGCGCACUUCGUUCACGGCGGAACAGCUGCAGGUGAUGCAGGCACAGUUUGCUCAGGACAAUAAUCCUGACGCGCAGACGCUUCAGAAACUUGCAGACAUGACAGGACUAAGCAGAAGAGUCAUUCAGGUUUGGUUUCAGAACUGCAGAGCGCGACAUAAAAAGCACACCCCACAGCAUGCAGGACCUCCGCCGGGGUCGAACCCAAAUCGUCUCACCUCCUCCCUGUCAGAUGACAUUCACUUCUCCCCCUUCAACAGUCCGGAAAGAGCUAGGAUGGUCACACUACAUGGAUAUAUAGAAAGUCAGGUACAGUGUGGGCAGGUGCACUGCAGACUCCCCUACGCUGCUCCUCCAGUGCAUCUUAAAAGUGACAUGGAAGCAACACUGUCCAACAGAGGAGACAAGGUAAUCCUAUUUCAAUACUGAGCGGCAUCUUCUGCUAUUGGAGACGACGUGCUGCCCUCUACGCCAGGGGUGCGUAGAGGACUCGGCAGAGAAGGACACCCGGCAAAGGAGGCGAUAUCUGUUAUUUGCUGUCUUUGGUUCUGUUGACAGAGAAGCAGCCAGGCCAAUGCUGGAGACUCUUGGAUAGCAGAUAAGGACCACAAUAAAUGACACGAGUGGGUUUAUUAUUAAUAUUAAAUUAUAACAAAGGUUUAA